Messenger RNA from Tripterygium wilfordii, 1672 nucleotides. RefSeq lists its product as uncharacterized. The record is from RefSeq and is a predicted model, not a curated record. The transcript has 2 exons. NCBI's taxonomy places the organism in Eukaryota, Viridiplantae, Streptophyta, Magnoliopsida, Celastrales, Celastraceae. Bases 33 to 968 code for a protein of 311 amino acids.
GUCAAAGAUGUUGAAAGAUAUUAACUUGGGAGAUGAGAGGACCUUUUACACAGUAUCAUGUGGAGACUGGAGGUGAGAGAGGAGAAAAGCAAAAGAUGCUGCCGGUAAAGCUGGUACGCUCUCUGGUUUUAGGAGAAACCAUCGGUCACCAUCCCCUUCUUCUUUCCCAAAAUCACUGUAAAGAUGACGAUGAUCGUGACGCCACCAGUGAAACAACAAAAACCCCAAUGCUUCUGUUUGUUCCAACCAGGGAGCUUGUCACAGAUGUAUAUAGGUUAGCCUCUAUAGCAAGAGACAUGGGCAUGGAUUUGUACCCAACCCCUUCUCUUUCUCACGUCAUUUUUUCAUACCCAUCAGCGUCUUCUUCGUCAUCUCCUUCAUCGUCUUCAAAGGCGUCUUCUUCAUCAUCAUCUUCACCAUACCCAUCAUCCUAUUCAUGGUCAUCAUCUUCGCUAUCACUCUCUCUGUUACCAAAGGACGCCAUACCUCUCUCAUUCCCUUCGAUCUCUGACUCCUCUCUCUCCCACCUCCGCUCCUUUGUGUCUCGCUCAAAGGGACUAUUUAAGCUCGUCUUUUACACCCAUAACACUGACAAUGACCCCAAAGAACCUAACGUCGACCAUUCCAACAACAACUGGGAUUGCUCUUCGUUGUCUCUAUUUUCGCGGUUAACAGGACAUAAAAUCGAUUCCAUGGAUGGCUUUUGUAGUGCUUUGGCCGGAACCGGAUGGACCCUUUUCAAGACCAAGAAAAACCCAUCACCGGAUCCCGGUGAAAGUCACAUUUGUGGGGGCAAGAUGGCGUACCUGUUCAGGAAGGUGGACUCAUGCCGGAUUCGAGGGCUGCAGGGAAAUGGGGAGUGUAGGAUGAGAGAGCUGAGGUUGCCCAAAUUGGAUUUUAGGAAUGCACCUUUGAGGAUUUUGCAGUACAUUCUUCUAAUGACCGAUGAUCUCUUCUAUCUGGCCUAACUUGAAUCAGAUGACUUGUAAUGGGUCGCUUCUUACUGGCUCGCGUUUCUGAAAUACUGACGGUUAACAAGCAGAAGUCGUAAUGUGAAAUGCUGUGUUUCUUCUUUGCACACUUGUGCUGCAGAAUGUUUUGCACAGCAUGAGUUGGUCGCGGUGUAGCAUGGACUACCGAUCACAAGACAUGAUCUUGUAAAGGGCGGCACAAUGCAGAGGUUUUUUGAUCUAUUUCUCGUUUGAGUUUAUUGUCAUGCUUUCGGACAUAAAUAAUUUCAGUUGAUAUGUCUGUUUUAGUUGUGCAUGCCAGUGCCUACUGACCAGCAUUACUGUAUGAGGAUGAACGUAAAGGCGAUUCUAUUAAUCCAUUCUUCUAUUUUUGGCCCGCCCUUCAUAGAGGAAGUUCACUGUAUUCUUUUUUGGCUAGUUAUCAACAUGAUCUAAUGAACUUGAGAACUUCCUAUGUGUAAUUCAAGUGUUGAUGGUGGAAUGGCCAUAGGAUUAUUUCAGAUAUGUUUGGGUGGAAACUAGUUUAUCUCUUCCAUGUUUACACUAAUACAUCUCCUCUUUGUGUUCAUUCUUUCGUUCUGUUAUUUCUCCUUUCAUUUGUAGGAUAAUAUCCAUGGACUAAACAGUCUUGCCACUCCUGUUUGUUGACAUUUCCUUGGAAACACAUUUCUUGAUAUUUUGUUAACAUCAUUUCCUUAAAA